This is a messenger RNA of Pelobates fuscus (common spadefoot toad), 4251 nucleotides long. It is a transcript of the gene AP3B1, whose product is annotated as adaptor related protein complex 3 subunit beta 1. Gene Ontology annotation, biological process: intracellular protein transport; vesicle-mediated transport; anterograde synaptic vesicle transport. Gene Ontology annotation, cellular component: clathrin adaptor complex; AP-3 adaptor complex; membrane coat. The coding region runs from base 375 to 3698 and encodes 1107 amino acids. NCBI's taxonomy places the organism in Eukaryota, Metazoa, Chordata, Amphibia, Anura, Pelobatidae. The record is from RefSeq and is a predicted model, not a curated record. The transcript is spliced from 27 exons.
ACUUGUAGCAAGUUAGCAUGAUGUGUGGAGUCACAUAUUUCUGCUGCUAAGCCUUGGGCUGGUGAAAAUCAGGAAAUUUCUAUUUGAGUUCCCCUUUCUUAGAAGGUGCACCAGCCCUCAGCGUGACAGAAGAUUAACUCAUUUUAAUUAGAUUUCUAACAGCAUUUUAAGAGCAUAGUCUGCGUAAUGUGAAUCGGCUUCAGCCAAAUGUUCUUAUUGUAACCUUGAUGGAUUUUAUUUGGGAAGGGAAAUGACUCCACGCACUGAUUUGAAAGUCACUUUCUGAUAAGGGGAGUUGGCAUCCUGUUUAUGCCGCAGUCUCUUUUCUCCAAGUCUAAGGGAUUGUAAGUGUCACCUGUUUGUAUUUGGGGAGUAUGGAGCCUCCGCUGUACACCAUGAAGAAAGUUAAUGCUGCGUCUGCUGUAAUAUCCGUCCUCCAUGUGGCCGACAACCUGCAGCUUAGCCUGACUGCAGAGCCCACUGCCGAAGAAAUGGCACUCAAUGCGGCUACCCCAGUAAACCGUACUGAGGAUUCCUGCAAACUUGUUCUGGAUGGGAAUGAAGACUUAAAGCAAAUGCUGGAAAGCAACAAAGACAAUGCAAAAUUGGAAGCAAUGAAAAGGAUUAUCGGGAUGAUUUCAAGUGGGAAAAAUGCCUCUGAACUGUUUCCUGCUGUCGUGAAGAACGUGGCCAGCAAAAAUCUGGAGAUAAAGAAAUUGGUUUACGUGUACCUCGUACGCUAUGCGGAGGAACAACAGGACCUGGCUCUCUUAUCUAUUGCUACUUUUCAACGUGGUUUAAAAGAUCCUAACCAGCUGAUUCGUGCAAGCGCACUGAGAGUUUUAUCGAGCAUUAGGGUGCCAAUUAUCGUUCCCAUAAUGAUGCUGGCUAUUAAGGAAGCAUCGGCCGACCUGUCUCCGUAUGUGAGAAAAACCGCAGCGCAUGCUAUCCAGAAACUGUACAGUUUGGAUCCUGAUCAGAAAGAUCUGCUUAUUGAAGUCAUUGAAAAACUUCUUAAAGACAAAAGUACGCUUGUAGCGGGAAGUGUUGUGAUGGCCUUUGAAGUAGUGUGCCCAGACAGAAUUGAUUUAAUCCACAAGAACUUCCGGAAGCUCUGCAACUUGCUGAUGGAUGUGGAGGAGUGGGGCCAAGUCGUGAUAAUCCACAUGCUCACUCGAUAUGCCCGUACGCAGUUUGCUAACCCAUGGUUGGAGGAUGAGUUUGGAGAUGAUGGAAUGAGAAGUCAUUUUUAUGAAUCUGACGAAGAAAAAGAUACAGACCAGCAAAAAAGGCCGUACGUCAUGGACCCUGAUCACAGGCUUCUUCUGAAAACUACCAAGCCACUACUUCAGAGCCGAAAUGCUGCGGUUGUUAUGGCUGUAGCACAGUUGUAUUGGCACUUGGCACCCAAGUCUGAAACCACCAUCAUUGCAAAGUCACUCGUUCGCUUGCUACGUAGCUACAGGGAGGUUCAGUAUAUUGUCCUUCAGAACAUUGCAACCAUGUCUAUACAGAGGAAGGGGUUGUUUGAGCCGUAUAUGAAGAGUUUCUAUGUUAGGUCCACUGAUCCGACUAUGAUCAAAACAUUAAAGCUCGAAAUCUUGACCAAUUUGGCAACAGAAUCCAACAUAUCGACUCUUCUUCGCGAGUUUCAGACCUAUGUGAAAAGCCAGGACAAAGCGUUUGCUGCUGCCACCAUUGAGGCCAUAGGGAGAUGUGCAACCAAUAUAUCUGCUGUGACCGAUACAUGUCUUAAUGGUCUUGUAUACCUUCUGUCAAAUCGAGAUGAUGUUGUAGUUGCAGAGAGUGUGGUCGUCAUUAAGAAACUUCUGCAGACACAGCCAGCACACCAUGGUGACAUCAUUAAACAUAUGGCCAAGCUCCUCGAUAAGAUUACUGUCCCAAUGGCAAGGGCCAGCAUUCUGUGGCUCAUUGGAGAGUAUUGUGAACGUGUCCCGAAGAUCGCACCCGAUGUGCUGAGGAAGACGGCCAAAACGUUUAUCAAUGAGGAUGAUAUCGUAAAACUGCAAAUUUUAAACCUUGCUGCCAAACUCUACUUGACAAACUCCAAGCAGACAAAAUUGCUUACUCAGUACAUCUUAAAUCUUGGAAAAUAUGAUUUAAAUUAUGACAUUAGAGACAGAACGAGAUUUGUAAGACAGCUUAUUGUUCCCAAUGAGAAAAGUGGAGCUUUAAGUAAAUAUGCAAGAAGAAUAUUUUUGGCUCAAAAACCCGCUCCUCUGCUCGAAUCGCCAUUUAAAGGCAGAGAUCAUUUUCAACUUGGAACCCUCUCACAUACUCUGAACAGCCAGGCCACCGGCUACCUAGAAUUAUCGGAUUGGCCAGAAGAAGUCCCUGAUCCCACUGUCCGUAACGUGGAAAUUAUUGAAUCGAUUAAAGGAUGGGACACGUCACUUGGAAAGCAAAAGAAAGAAAAAACUAGUGACAAAUUUUUCUCCGAUGAGGAGGAGGAGGAAGAGGAGGAGAAAGAGGAGGCCGGAUCUGAAGCCUCCAGUGAAAAUGAAUCUGAUAGUGAAGAAGACAGCAAUGAUGAGGAGGAAAGCAGCAGUGAGGAGAGCAAUGCCAGCUCUUCUAGCGAAGACGAAAAGGACUCUAUUGAAAAUAAAAAAAUAACCAAAAAAAAGAAGACUAACAGCGGCAGUCAAUCUGAAGAGGAGGACAGUGCUUCAGGAAGUGACGAUUCCAGUUCGUCAUCCUCAUCCGCUAAUAACUCACUGAGUGAUUCUUCCCAAUCUGAAGAAGAAAGUCCUACAGAAAGCAAAGAUCCCAAAAAAAUUGUCAGCAACAAGAAGAUUGAACAUAAAACCCAGAAAUCCGAAAUAAAAAAAGAAAAGGACAUAUAUCUGCUAGACCUGGAUGACUUUAAUGUUUCAACUCCAGUAGUACUUCCAAAGCCAGCCACUAUUUCUCCUACACUAAUAGCAGAUCUGCAAGGACUAUCGCUUUCCACACCUUCUCCUGUCAUAAAUGUUUCUAUGCCCUCGUUCGUCCCUACAAAAACAUACGAACUCCUCCACCGCAUGAGCGGCAAAGGAUUAGCUGCCCAUUACCACUUCCCAAGGCAGCCCUGCAUUUUCGGAAACCAAAUGGUGUCAGUGCAAGUUACGUUCACCAAUACCAGUGAUAAGAAAAUUGAGGCUAUUCAUAUAGAAGAGAAAAAAAUACCAGCCGGCUUGAAAAUCCACACGUUUAACCCAAUAGAUUCUCUGGAGCCAGAGGGAUCCAUUACUGUCUCAAUGGGUAUUGACUUCUGUGAUUCGACGCAGACUGCCAGCUUCCAGUUGUGCACCAAAGAAGACCAGUUUAGUGUUGGCAUUCAGCCCCCAUCCGGAGAACUGCUCCUUCCUGUCACUAUGUCAGAAACAGAUUUUAAGAAAGAACAAGGAAAGCUCGCCGGUAUGAAUGAAACGUCCACUGCGAUCACCGUAUCCCCUCACAAUUCAACACCGCAGGCUUUAGUCCAGAGAUUUGUAACGGCUGCAAACCUGGGGGUCGUUGCUUCUGGUCAGAAUAACGUACACAGAUUUGCAGCUAAAACUGUGCACAGCUCCUCCUUGGUGUUAGUCACAGUGGAGUUAAAGGAAAGCUCGACCGCACAGCUCAUCAUAAACACAGAGAAGACGGUGAUUGGCUCUAUUCUGCUGCGCGAGCUCAAGCCUGUCUUGUCCCAGGGGUAACCCAGCAUACAUCUGGACUUCUGAGUCUGGCACACAAGAAAGGAGCCUGGCACCUUCCACUGCUGCCCAUCAUUUAUAAUAAUAGCCGUUCCGUCUGGCAGUAGCUGGGAGAAUACUCUCUCCUGCUUCAGAAUGCUGGUAUCUAUCACUUGCCAUAGCUGAGCUCGCUAACUAAAUUCAUGUUUUACUGUCACUUAUUCCUACAUUUAGACCCAUUUGCCAUGGGUUACAUUUUCUGUUGCUGUUUUAAUAAAACAUUGGGUUCGUAUAAGUUAUAUUAAAGAAAACCAGAUUUAGUGGUAACCAGGGGCUACAACUUUGGCAUCAUCAUACCAACGAGUGACGCCAUGUAACCCUUUCAGUAAGGGCCAUUGAACACCCUCCCAAAUACUGAACUGGAAAUGGUGUUCGUUUUACGACCGAGAGUAACAGAAAUCAGCCAAAAUAUUCUCACUAUUCCAGUGUUUUCUGCGACGGGAAUUCUCAAUUGAUUUCCUGAUUUGUUUGAAUCAUUCUAUUGUGUUCCUUAUAUUAAAGCAGACUUUUCAAUAAA